Anoplophora glabripennis (Asian longhorned beetle) is the source of this 1623-nucleotide messenger RNA. RefSeq names its product pickpocket protein 28-like. The record is from RefSeq and is a predicted model, not a curated record. Gene Ontology annotation, cellular component: membrane. Gene Ontology annotation, biological process: sodium ion transmembrane transport. Gene Ontology annotation, molecular function: ligand-gated sodium channel activity. The coding region runs from base 1 to 1623 and encodes 540 amino acids. The transcript is spliced from 9 exons. NCBI's taxonomy places the organism in Eukaryota, Metazoa, Arthropoda, Insecta, Coleoptera, Cerambycidae.
AUGAGAACGAUCAGUGAGAAGCCAGUAAUAUCAGUAAUAUCAAAACCGAAUUCCAAUGUUUCGAAAAAAUAUAGGUCUACGCCUAAGGUGAAAAGGGCACGAAAAUAUUUCAGAGAAUAUUGCGAAAGUUCGGGGAUCCAUGGCUUCAGAUAUUUGGCAGAAAAACGGUCACUAUGUGAAAGAUUAUUGUGGGGAAUUAUGAUAAUAACUUCAAUAUCAUUAUGUUGCUACCUCAUAAGCCGCAUCUACAAAAAAUACGACCAGAGCCCUGUGAUUGUCAGUUUUUCUACAAAGGAAACUCCGAUUUUUACUAUACCUUUUCCUGCUGUGACCGUCUGCCUGAUGACCAAAUCGGUUAGGACAAAACUCAACUAUACAAAGGUCAUUCACAUGAAAGAGGACAACGAGACUGUCUCUCCUGAACAGGAAUUGAAAGCACAGUACUUGUCGCUAAUUUGCGAAGAAGGUAUAGAACAAUUUCCAGACAACAAAACAUUUGCCGACGACUUUUUCGAUAAACUUCAUGAGAUGCAGAUACAAGUUUCUACUGUUCUUCCAUGCGUAUUUAUGGGAAAGCAAAGACAUUGUUUGGACAUAUUUAAACGAAUAAUUUUGGACGAGGGGAUAUGCUACACGUUUAAUAUGUUGGACAGGGACGAGAUUUUUAGAGAUAAUGUGGUCCAUUAUUCAGAUUACCAUAAAAAUGAAAAUGCCAGCGAAUGGAACAUAGACGAAGGUUAUUCAAAUAAGAGUAAGGUGGACACAUACCCAAGAAGGGCUUUGCUUUCAGGAAGCGACAGUGCUCUUGAAAUAAUGUUUCUCCAAUCGAGGGCCGAUAUUGACUACUUAUGCGUUAAAGAUGUUCAAGGAUAUAGUAUUGUAUUGCAUACACCCCACUCUAUACCCCAAGUGAAACAGAGAUAUUUCCAAGUCCCCUUCGACACUUCGGUCAUAGCUGUCAUCCAGCCGAAAAUGAUGACGACUUCAGAAGAAGUCAAAAAGUAUGACCCCAUUGAUCGAGAAUGCUACUUUACCAACGAGAGACCGUUGAAAUUUUUCAAAAUCUACACCCUCGAGAAUUGCCGGUUAGAAUGUCUAACCAACUACACUUUGAAACGAUGUGGUUGCGUCAAUUUUUUCAUGCCGAGAGACAAUGAAACAUCUAUUUGUGGAAACGGAAAUUUCAAUUGCAUGAGAAAUGCCGCGAGGGAGCUAACAGAAAUAGAAUUAAAUAAUCUCAUAAAUGUGGAAGAAGGCAAAAAAAGUGACAUAUAUUGCGACUGCAUGCCCCUUUGCACAGAAUUAUCCUUCGAUAUGGAGCAGUCUCAGACCGUUUGGAACUGGAAUAAGCAGCUUGAAGCUGUAAGGAUACCAGAAUUUAAGAAAAUGAGGAAACACAUUAUAAUUGCAAAACUUUCUGUAUUCUUCAAAACCGAACACUUUCUAACAUCGCAGAGGAAUGAAUUAUAUGGACCGACGGAUUUUCUUGCUAACUUUGGAGGAUUACUGGGACUGUUCACAGGAUUUUCAUUAUUGUCAUUGAUGGAAAUUAUUUAUUUCCUUACUGUGAGGAUAUUUUGUAAUAUAAGACAGUACAGAGUGUGGACUGGUGCUAUGGAAUAG